AUGGCAAAGGCAGCUAAGGAAAUUCAAAUGGAGAACCCAAGAGAGGUAGAGACUCACAGCACAGGGGCAACGUGCUCCGCAUCAGAGGAACAGGCAGAAAAACCCUCCAUGCUCUGUUUUAAGAAGAGGAAGAAGUCCUGUAAGAAGGGGCUGACUGUGAAGGAUGCAGGUGAAGGAGCUUCAGAGGAGAAAAGCCAAUGCAUCAGUGCUGAGGCGAAAGUUCCUAAUCAAUCACAACCCUCCAGAGGAGCCUGGGCAGCCAUCAAAAACUUCGCAAAACCUCGGAGAAGGCAGAAAUCCUCCUCGAGGCAGAAGGCACCCUCUGAUUCCCAAGUGCAGCUGGAGGUGGGUGCUGAGGAAGGCUGUGCACAAGGUUUCCCAAAAAAACGAGUGAGCUCUGGAGUGAAGAUGCCCUGCGUGCGGUUCUCCAGAGGCAAGAAAAAACCCAGCCCCUCUGAAGCAGUGGAGGAGUCAGAGGACAGUGUUCAAGCAAACGAGGUGAUGGGCAUCGUGAAUAAAGCUAGUGAAGAACAGGAGGAUCUGGCCCCGAUGGACAAGUCUGACUCCUUCAGCCCAGCCUCUGUGCAGGAGGACCAGGAUACAGCAAAGGAAACUGCUGAUUCCACUGGGAAGAGUGAGCCCUUGACAGAGCCCACAACUGAAGCAGAGGAACAUAUGGAGUGCACCACGGAGUCAGAGAUAACAGAGUCAGAGACAGUUAAUGAAACAGCCCAGGAAAAGCUGCAGGAGGGGAGCCUGCCCCAAACCACAGUCCACACGGAGGGCAGGGAAGAUGCUCCCGAAGCACCUGCUUCCCAGGAUCAACCCGACAGUGCCCCUGAAACCACCGAGCUGCAGGAAAUCCCUAAUAUCUGCAAAGAGCUGCCUGAAGGGGAUGAAUCAGAAAAGAGCAUAAGUCUUCCUGAGGAGUGCAAAGCCCAAGAGACUGUAAUGGAUUUCAGUCAGUCGGAGUCCAAAGAUGAUGCAGUGAGUGUGCAAGGCUGCUCCAGCCAUCAGGUGACACUACAAGCCAACGUGGGCAUUGGCAUUGUCAUCACUGUCACCGAAGCUGAGGACUCUGAUCACAGCGACUCCGACCAGGCCUACGAGCCGUCCCCGGUCUUGCAGCGAAAUAAGCAAAAAGGGAAUAAAAAGUCAAGUGGGGGCUUUGAUUUUGGUAAAAAAGAGGGCCCCGUGGCUGGCGGUGGUCCUCAGGUGGAGGAGAAAGGUCCAGGUGACCAGGGGCAAAGAACUGGGGAGCAGUACGAGCUGCUCCUCAUAGAAACGGCAUCUUCCCUCGUGAAGGCGGCCAUCCAGUCAUCCAUAGAGCAGCUGGUCAAUGAAAUGGCCCUGGAACAGAACAAACACAACAGUUUCCUGUGA
Molecule: messenger RNA, 1383 nt
Organism: Chaetura pelagica (chimney swift)
Lineage: Eukaryota; Metazoa; Chordata; Aves; Apodiformes; Apodidae
Gene: AKAP5
Product: A kinase (PRKA) anchor protein 5
Exons: 1
Coding region: 1-1383 (460 amino acids)
Biological process (GO): positive regulation of adenylate cyclase activity
Cellular component (GO): dendritic spine; postsynaptic density; excitatory synapse
Molecular function (GO): calmodulin binding; GABA receptor binding; molecular adaptor activity
Source: RefSeq, a predicted model, not a curated record